CACAGGCAUCCUGGACCAUCUUCCUUCAAUACUAGCAUUUGCAAUGCCACUCAAUAUCAGCUACAAGGGAGUAGCAACGGGGAUUUAGAGCAGAGUGGAAUACGUGUGUUGGAGCUGGCAGAACCGAGAGGCGCGUCACCGAGACAAUAUUCGAGUUCGGACUUAUGUGUGGUACGGCUAAUCCUUGUAUCACACUUUGUGCCGUCCUUGUCGGGGGUAUUGAUGGCUUAGAAAACAAGCUUCCACUUGUAGCAGGGGACUGCCAGAGAGAAGUUGCAGAUUUGUCAGCAGAGGAACGGAGGGGGCUUCGGGUAACGACGAAACCUCAUAUUAGCAUCGACGAGAGCUUGAGAGAGUUUCAGUCAGAUGGGGCUUUAGUUAGAGGUCUAGAGACGCCUUUGGUAUCAGCAUACGUUUCUAUAAUGGAAGAGUAGUAUGAGGUAUUGCGAAAAUGGAGACCCAGGAAUGGGAGAACUGGAUCAUUAGUCAUUACUGAAGACUGCACGAAAAUAGCAUACGGAGGACUGUGCUUAAUCGAGAAACGGAGCAAAUGGAGGGUAAAAGCGGUAGAAAUUAGUGGAAGUUUGGGGGACCAAAAUGAAACUUGUCUCCCAGAAGCACCACAGACGAGUCGAU
This is a messenger RNA of Hyaloscypha bicolor E, 636 nucleotides long. RefSeq lists its product as uncharacterized. Gene Ontology annotation, molecular function: glutamine synthetase activity. Bases 165 to 434 code for a protein of 89 amino acids. Lineage: Eukaryota; Fungi; Ascomycota; Leotiomycetes; Helotiales; Hyaloscyphaceae. The record is from RefSeq and is a predicted model, not a curated record. The transcript has a single exon.